This is a messenger RNA of Ooceraea biroi (clonal raider ant), 6386 nucleotides long. RefSeq names its product kinesin-like protein 31E (gene Klp31E). Gene Ontology annotation, biological process: mitotic spindle organization; spindle elongation; microtubule-based movement. The record is from RefSeq and is a predicted model, not a curated record. Gene Ontology annotation, cellular component: microtubule associated complex. Gene Ontology annotation, molecular function: ATP binding; microtubule motor activity; microtubule binding. NCBI's taxonomy places the organism in Eukaryota, Metazoa, Arthropoda, Insecta, Hymenoptera, Formicidae.
CGUAACGAACUAGUUCACGUCCACUUUGUCAGGCGGCGCCAAACGUCAGGAGGCUGGUGGCCGCUCUCAGGUUUCUCUCUGCUACCGUAAUGUUUUUGUCCGCUAAUGUCACACGUACACACACAUGCACAGAUUCGAUUUCACAGGAGCAACGAGCAACGAUGGUACUGACAGAUAACAGGAAAGCGCGUUGCGAUUGAGCUCCCACGCUGUUUCACAAUUGUGCCGCGGCUGGUGCGGACGGCCGCCGUCAGUGAGUCGCCAUCGAUUACAUCGUCGUUUACAUUAUUAUGAAAAAUGCGCGGCCUGCCGCGAGGCAUCGCCUCCGACGAACGUCAGGUUUUCACGGCCGCUCAGUCCGCUGGUAACGUGUGCGCAGACACGGCGUCGUGCGAACGCUCGUAGCGAAGGCCCGUUUCGCACCGCAAGCGUUCGUCGUCGGUGCGGUUUCACUCCGGCCUAAUUUCCGCCUAGUUUUCGGCUGGCACGGCCGCAGGCUCCCCUAGCCUUCGUUCCUCCCGCUGCCGACUGAUAAUUAAACGCAACGAGAUGGCAGACGACUCGAGCGUACGCGUCGCCGUACGAAUAAGGCCUCAAAUAGCCCGCGAAGUGAUCGAUAUGUGUAGGAUUUGUACCCAAGUACCUCAAGGGGAACCGCAGGUUUUCCUCGGCCCCGACAAGGCCUUUACGUAUGAUUACGUUUUCGAUACUCAGGUAGACCAGAGCACAAUCUAUGAGACGUGCGUGAACCGUCUCGUGGAAGGUGCGCUGGACGGUUACAACGCGACGGUUCUUGCCUACGGGCAGACCGGCUCAGGCAAGACUUACACCAUGGGCACCGGCUUUGACGUGGAGGUGGAUGAGUACAUAGUCGGAAUCAUACCCAGAGCUAUCAGGCAUCUGUUCGACGGAAUAGCGGACAAGCAAGAACGCGCGAGGGAGCGCGCACAGAUGCCUCCGGAGUUCAAGGUCACAGCGCAGUUUUUGGAAUUGUACAACGAAGACUUGAAAGAUCUGCUGGAGCCAGGGGGACCAAGAGGUGGUGCGCGCAUUCACGAAGACACCACGGGCAACAUACACCUAGCCGGGGUGGAGCCGCGAGUCGUAACUAGCCCCGAGCAAGCGUUGGAGUAUCUUCGACUGGGCGCACUAUCCCGCACGACGGGAUCCACGCAGAUGAAUACGCAGUCCUCCAGGUCGCACGCGAUUUUUACUCUGUACAUCAAGCAGCAGAGAUGCAUCAAAAUCGAGGAUCCGGACGCGGACGUCGACACGAGCGGCGCCGAGCUGGCAAACGAAUUCGAGACGUUAACCGCGAAGUUUCAUUUCGUUGACUUAGCAGGCUCGGAGAGAUUAAAGAGGACGGGUGCUACUGGUGAUAGAGCGAAGGAAGGCAUUUCUAUAAACUGUGGAUUGUUAGCCCUGGGCAACGUUAUUUCGGCUCUCGGUGAUAAAACGAAAAAGGCUUUGCACGUACCGUACAGAGAUUCAAAGUUGACCAGGUUACUUCAAGACUCCCUCGGAGGAAAUAGUCAAACUGUUAUGAUAGCGUGCGUGUCACCGAGCGACAGAGACUUCAUGGAAACUCUGAGCACACUCAAAUACGCGAACCGAGCACGAAACAUCAAGAACAAAGUUACCAUUAACCAGGAUAAGAGUUCGAGGACCAUCGCGUCGUUACGACGAGAAAUACAGCAGCUGCAAUUGGAAUUGAUGGAGUACAAGCAGGGCAAGAGAGUCGUCGGCGAGGAUGGAGUUAACGACGCCUGGCACGAAAAUCAAAUGUUGAGCAGCGAGUUGCAAAGCCUUCGGACCAGAGUGAAAGCACUCUCGGAAACGGUCGAAGCAUUGACUGCCAAAAAUGCUCUUUUACUGGCAGAAAAGGUAGCGGGUCAGUGGAUGGCUGCAGCGAGCGGAGGCGAUGAGCAAGUGACCAGCUUAGUACAAGGCUAUCUUCAAGAAAUAGAAGAGUUGAGAGCUCGUCUGUUGGAGGCGGAGGCUAUGUACCAGCAGCUGAAGAAGAGACAGAUGCAGGUGAAUGCUGCAAAUCCAUACGGGGACAGCUCGUUCCAUUCCGAUUCGGCAUCCGUGUUACUCGACGCUAAAAGGGAUGUCGAGAAAGAAAUAGAAGCAUUGAAAGCUCUGAAGGAACAACACAGUUACAACGCUAGCAACGCCGUCAAACCAAUGGACGAGGGGGAAAUCGAGGACGCGGAGAAUGCGCAGGACUCCGUGAGCGAGGAUGAUUCCGACGAUGAUUCCGAUCGCAAAGAAGAAGAUGAGGAAGAAGCAGCGAUGGGUCGUGAGUUGGAGGCGUUAACGUCCGACAUCGACGUUAAGCAGCGCUUGAUACAGGAGCUCGAGCUUUCCCAGAGACGUUUGCAAACGAUGAAGCAGCAUUACGAGGACAAACUGACUCAGCUGCAAGCUCGCAUUAGAAACACGCAGGAAGAGAGAGACAAAGUGUUGCUGUCCUUGCAGCAGCAACCAGCACCGCCUACGGAGAAAGUGAAAAAGUUGCGCGACGAAUACGAGAGGAAGCUGUCGAACAUGCAAAAAGAAAUGCGACUUCUUCAGUCUGCCAAGAAGGAGCACGCGAGAUUACUGAAGAAUCAGUCGCAGAAUGAGAGCAGGCUGAGAGGUCUGAGAAACGAGCUCUCGGAAAUGAAAAGGGCGAAAGUGAAGCUCUUGAACAAGAUGCGCGAGGAGGCUCAACGGCACAAGGAAAACGAGCUGAGACGCAACAGGGAGAUAGCACAGCUACGUAAAGAGAGCCGCAGGCAUGCAAACGUCAUCAGAACGUUGGAAGCGGACAAGAGAAUGAAGGAAGUCGUGCUCAAACGUAAGCAAGAGGAGGUGACAGCGUUACGAAAGCGGGACCGAGGACUGAGUCAGAAGGCAGCCGGUCGCACGCCAGUGAAACCGCUUAAUCCCAAGGCAUUGAAGCAAAGGUGGCAAACCUUCGAGAGAACGAUCGCUAAGCAAGCGCUAGCGAAACAGGCAGCUGCAGAAACGGAGAGAGAAAUGGAAAGACUGCUUCAAGAAAGGGAGGAGCUAGGACGAGACCUGGAGAAACUUCAAAAGCACAGAAGUCAGAUUACAAACACGAGAGGCGAUACUACCGACGUCGACGAGGAAAUCGACAACGUGAAAAGUAAAAUUAGCUAUUUACAGGACAGUAUCGCGGAGUGUCAACGAGACAUGGUUGAAAUGGGUGACGGUGAAGCGGAGGGCGAGCCUGGCGUCGAAGCGCUCAUCUCUACGAUUCGCACAGUGGACGAGGCACAAUAUCUGCUCCAACGAAUGCUCGCAUUCACCGUAGAGCAAAGCUGCAUAACCGCACAAAAGCAACUCGAGGUGCGAGACAUGGAAUCGCGUCUCACUCAAGUUGCCCAGGAAAGCGACGUACAGCAUCAGUUGCUGGAACACGUGUUACGCGAUAGGGACCUUCUGUCGCUCACGAACAAUCAAAAUAAUGCGCUAGCUUACAGUCCGGCCAGUUCGAGAAGUUCGUCUCCCGACAACGAAAGUUACAGCCAGAUUAUACUUGGCGAAGAGAAGCAACGAAACAGUAAAGUCAGGAGAAGAACAACGCAGCCACAGGAGCUCCUCUAUGGUGCUAAUCCCGAAAGUGCGAAAGCGGAUGAUCAGAAUCAAAAUUAUAACCAUCCCCUCACGAGGGUUCCUAGUGCACCAGGUAGCCUAAAGGGAUUGGUGUUGACGAGAAAUCAAUAUGGCACUAAUGCAACUGGCGGAUCGCCAACUUUGAGCCGUCGUGACAGUACGUCCCCCAGGGCUCUGCGACGGCCGAUUCAUCCUGGUGGAGGCUCCAUGGAGCAAGUAUCGCACACGGAUAUAUCUUCACCUCCCGGAUCCCCGACCACGUACAGGCGAUUCAAUAGUCGCGAAGAAAACGUGUUUUCGAGGCUGACUGCGAGUAGACAGCCUGUCGCGUCCGAACCACAGCCAAUGAAGGGAAUUAUCUCGCAGUAUCAGGGCAAGGCGCAACCACGAGCCAUCUUGCAAUGUUCUCACGUCGCGGAAGGACACAGCAAGGCAGUUCUUACUAUAUGCGUGACGCCGGAUUUACUCUUCAGCGGCUCGAAAGACCGCACCGUAAAAAUAUGGGAUCUGGAAACGGGAAUCGAAAGUUUGACUCUAGGCGGACAUCCCAACAACGUCGUCGCCGUGAAAUAUUCCGCUGUUCAUCGGCUACUGUUCAGCGUGUCCGCGGCGUACGUUAAAGUCUGGGACUUGAGAGCCAGCAACGCCUGCAUAAAGACACUGUUCUCCUCCGGUCAGACUCAGACCGGCCCUAUCGCACUGUCGACCCCGUCUAGAAUACUCCAAGUUCCUGUGGGGGAGACGACGAUCAACGACCUGGCCCUCAGUUUAGACGAGCAAGAGCUGUACACAGCGUCCAGCGACAAAGUUAGAAUCUGGGAUCUGCGCAAGUUGUCGUGCACCGGCAGAUUAAGCACGCCGCACGCAGCGGCGGUCAUGUGCCUGGCUGUUGCCGAGGACGGUAGAGUGAUAGCGGGUAGCAAGGACCACCUGAUAUCUCUCGCCGAGCCGAACAUAUCCGGACCGUCUGUCAAUCUAGCGCCGCCGCAUUAUGACGGAGUUCAGUGUUUAGCCACGGUCGGGUCUACGCUAUUUUCCGGCUCCAGAGAUAUGUGCAUUAAACGGUGGGACCUAAGCAGGAUGGAGCUGGUGCAGUCCCUAAAUAACGCCCAUAAAGAUUGGAUUUUAGGAUUGUGCACGAUAAACAAUGGUUCCAUCAUGAUCUCUGGAUGCCGCGGUGGCGUGCUGAAGGCAUGGUCCGUUCCCAGGGAUCAGUCGGGCGAAUGCACGCCCAUCGGCGAAGUACGGGCGCACGCUUCUGCCAUCAAUGCUAUCGCGACCAAUCAGCAGCACAUAUUUACAGCGAGCAACUCUGGAGAGGUGAAGCUGUGGCGUAUACCCGAUUCCUCAUUGUCAAUGUCUAUUUCCACAGUUUCCCUUUAACUUUAUUUGGUUUUCGCUUGUGCGUCACUGCUAUGCGUUUAUCUUGUAUUUUUUGUGGCAAUGCCGCAUGCUUACCUAACGGUUUAACGCCUAACGUCUUUUUUACGUACAGCGCGGCGGUAGAGCCGCGUUGUUCGUGAUACCUGCGACACUUGCCGAGGUGUUGCCGUACAUCUGUCCGUUGUUUUUUCUGCAGCAUCAUACUUUCGAGCGCUUCGAUAAAGAUGCGCGAAUACAUUUCUCGCGAGAGAUGAAUUUUUUCAUAUCUGCAUCCAUCAUGUUUGCAUCGUAUCUGUGAAUCACGUAAAUCGACUGCCAUCACCGAGCAGUUUUACAAAUUCAGCACUGUCUUUGAAAAAAAUAAAUCGUAGAUACACGGAACUGCUUGCUCAACCUUUAGAUGUAGAUGUAUUCUCUUCUCUUAUUUUUUAAUUUCUCUUUAGUUUUUUAAUAAAGCAAACAAUCUUUGCCAACUUUGAAAUGAUAAAAAAUCAAUAAGUUUUGUGAUGAUUGUAAGUCUAUUGGUCCACAUAAUGUAUAUGAAUGUUUAAUUUAUAUGUUAUUAUUUGCUUCUAUGUUGUUUACUCCACUUUGGUGCUUUGCAUGGUCAUCGUGCCGACACGAAGCGAUGGAACUGUGAAAUUGUGGAACUACUAUAAACGAGAUACAAGAACCUUCCAGAGGAGCAACUCGUUGAAAAGUUAACGCGCAUUGCGCAUCGUGUGUGUAUUAUAUAUUAUAUUUAAUUCACUUAGAUCGUUCAAUUUAGGUGAUAAUGCACCUGAUCCAUCCGUUGUUGGUUUUUUAUAUUGCUAUUGUUAAGGUUUUUUUAAAUUGAGGGUAUUAUAUAUACUUUCCAAAUGCGUUUUUAUAUUUCUUGACUCUAAUUUUAGUAGAUUACUAGGGAAUUUUGAUAACAGUGAAGCGUAUAGAGAAUAACGCGUUUGUUGUAACAACAAACUAAAUUGAAUUACGAAAGCCUGAUCGCGUAUAGGUAUUACGUGCAUUAUCACAUAAGACGUUUCAAACUUAGGAGUUGGAUAAAACGUUAUAUUCGAAAGAAAGAAAAAAAAACUAUAUGUUAUCUAAUAUUUAUUUUAUCAUGAACGUAAAGAUAUAGUCAUAAUUAUAGUAAUAAUUAUAAUAUUUAUUCUUAGUAUAAACAAUAAUUGUUGAUUAAUACUGUACAGUCUGAGGUCUCUGUAGGUUUUAAAUACUGGGUAUUGUCAGGGUUGGCUGUUAUUCAGUUUUCUUCUGAAAAUUUUUAAAACAGUAUUUAUGCUUUAUCUAUGUUCGCAAUGCCACGAGCAAUUGAAACAAUUGUACAAAAAAAAUGAGAAGGGAAAAGAAAGUACAUCGUAAUUGCGAAAGGCUUUCAG